Messenger RNA from Equus quagga, 1387 nucleotides. RefSeq names its product 6-pyruvoyltetrahydropterin synthase (gene PTS). The record is from RefSeq and is a predicted model, not a curated record. Gene Ontology annotation, cellular component: mitochondrion. Gene Ontology annotation, molecular function: 6-pyruvoyltetrahydropterin synthase activity. The transcript is spliced from 6 exons. Gene Ontology annotation, biological process: tetrahydrobiopterin biosynthetic process. Bases 59 to 493 code for a protein of 144 amino acids. NCBI's taxonomy places the organism in Eukaryota, Metazoa, Chordata, Mammalia, Perissodactyla, Equidae.
GCCGAGCCCGCGCGCGCCGAGGAGGGAGGCGCGGGUGCCCGCGCGGGCCUGCGAGGCCAUGAGCGCGGUGGGCUGCGGUCGCCGCCAGGCGCGAGUGUCCCGCCUCGUCUCCUUCAGCGCGACCCACCGGCUCCACAGCAAAUCUCUGAGUAAUGAAGAAAACUUGAAACUCUUUGGGAAAUGCAACAAUCCAAAUGGCCAUGGGCACAAUUAUAAAGUCGUGGUGACAGUACAAGGAGAGAUUGAUCCUGUUACAGGCAUGGUUAUGAAUUUGACUGACCUCAAAGAGUAUAUGGAGGAGGCAAUUAUGAAGCCCCUUGAUCAUAAGAAUCUGGAUCUGGAUGUGCCAUACUUUGCAGAUAUUGUAAGCACAACAGAAAAUGUAGCUGUAUAUAUCUGGGAAAACCUCCAGAAAUUUCUUCCUGUGGGUGUUCUUUAUAAAGUGAAAGUAUAUGAAACUGACAAUAACAUUGUAGUUUAUAAAGGAGAAUAGGUCUUAGGGGUAGAUACUAUAGAAAGAUUUAAUUGAUUUCCAUAUUUGAAAAAGAUCUUUUUCCCCUCGGACUGUUAAGAAAUCAUCACAUAGUUGUUGGACCUCCACAUUGUGUUCUCGAGUGCCUAAUUUAUUGAAAUUGUCAGUAAGACCUGUUUUAAAUUGAAAUUUAUCUAAAACCAAAUUUGUAAUGUAUCCUGAGUAUUACUUAGGAGUCUUUCAUCUGUAGAUUAAAAAUCACUUCAUUUCAGCAAAAUGUUUUGGUGUAGAAUUAUUUGAAAGCAAAAGAAAUCUAUUUUUGUUUUUUCAUUAUCUCAUUUUUAGUAUUCAUUUUUCUCUUGAUAUAAUAUAAAUGGCAAAAGUGUUUAUAAGACUUACAGUAGGUGAAUCUUAAACAAAUAAAAUACAGGUGAUCACAGAGUCUGGAAAUGUAGACAACGUGUAUUCCUUGACUGUUUGUUCUAGGGUAUGCUUCAGGCCCAAGUUUAUUCAGUGAAAAUUAGACACACAAAUAAUCUGAGGCAGUGCAUUGUAAAUGGAUGUACAAGGACUGAUGGAAAUGCUGCUUUACUGCAUAUCGUUCAUUGAAAUUUUGCACAGCUUAUUAAACUAUGAAUUGCUAGUGAGGAACAGCAUGUUGAACAUAUCAUGGAAUAUCGGUAAACUACUUAUUAUUAAUAUUUGUGCAUGUUUCCAGACCUACGGCCACCUGAACAGUUUUAACUCGGAAGACUGAAGGAUAAUCACAUAUAUUAAACCCUAUUAAAAUAAUCAACAUGAAAAGGAUAUAUUACUCUGUAAAGCAUCUCUUGUAUACAGUUUUUCCUAAUUGAUCCCAUUUUGUUCUGAUCAUUAAACUUACUUGAUUAAGUUGAACUGUAUUCUUGGCAUUCA